This is a messenger RNA of Monomorium pharaonis (pharaoh ant), 2013 nucleotides long. RefSeq names its product IST1 homolog (gene Ist1). The transcript has 5 exons. Gene Ontology annotation, biological process: protein transport. Bases 1 to 1083 code for a protein of 360 amino acids. Lineage: Eukaryota; Metazoa; Arthropoda; Insecta; Hymenoptera; Formicidae. The record is from RefSeq and is a predicted model, not a curated record.
AUGUUUUCGAGUGGCCCAAACUAUACUAAGUUGAAGACACAUUUGCGUUUAGCGAUCAACCGAUUGAAAUUGUUAGAAAAGAAGAAAACAGAGCUGGCGCAGAAAGCACGUCGUGAGAUCGCUGAUUUCAUUGCCGCCGGUAAAACGGAACGUGCUAAGAUCAGAGUAGAACACAUUAUCCGUGAAGAUUAUAUGGUAGAGGCAAUGGAGCUGUUAGAGAUGUACUGUGAUCUGCUGUUGGCACGUUUUGGUCUCGUCCAACAAAUGAAAAACCUUGAUGAUGGUCUGGCAGAAGCUAUAUCAACCAUUCUUUGGGCGGCGCCUCGCAUUCAAACAGAUGUGCAGGAAAUCAAGGUGAUAGCAGACAUCUUGACAUCCAAAUACGGUAAACAGUAUACGGAAGCAUGUCGAGAGGAAGCAAUUCAAACUAUAUCAGAGAAACUAAAGCACAAAAUGAGCGUGCAAUCGCCGUCAAAAUUACUCGUGGAGAAAUAUCUAAUAGAAAUCGCUAAGAAUUACAAUGUGGAAUAUGAGCCAGAUCCACAAGUAAUGGCAGAAGCCCAGGAUGCGAUGUUAAUAGACAUAGGAGUCAAUGGAGGAGAAUCAAGGAAUAAUUUAGACACAGCCAGCGGAGGUGGAAUUCCACAUCCUCCUGGCUUUAUAGGUUUUCCACAGGCACCUCUGCUACCAAAUCCUGGAUUCCAUUCGAGCAUGGUGUCAGAAAAAGAUACUUUAGGAUUCGUAUCUCCGACAUCUCCACCUUCUGUUGAAAAAGAUCAAAAUACUUCUUUCAAUCCCACUGUAUUUUCGUACAACAUACCCCUGGACAAUGCUAAUUCGAACAAACCCGAAGAUCUACCACCACCGUAUCGGCCUGAUUUUCCACCUGAUUUAAACAAACAGUCAGAUGAGAAACCGAAACCUCAGCCAAGGUCUAAAAUAUCAAUGAAUAACGAUCAGCUUCCGGAUCUGCCAGCAGUGCCGACAGAAAACAAUGAUUCGCCUGCGAAUCCAUCCGUGAAUGAUGACAUUGAUUUUGACGAUUUGAUGAAACGAUUCGAGGACCUAAAGAAGAGGAAGUAACCAAGAAUAUUAUAAAAACAAUAAAACACGUUAUUUUUUGUUUUUACUCGCGGGACGAUACUGUAUUUGAUAGUGCCUUCUGCAAAAAAGAGUCUAUACUUAGUUCAGCGAGAGACGCUGCUCGGAGUGCCAUAUAAUGGCGGAUAAAAAGGUUGGAGUGGGGAGAACGUACCAUCUAAAGCCUUCGGCACACGAUACGAUUUUUCAUACUAGAUCGCAUACGAGGCAUCUUAAUACAUGUCCCGAUUGGCUCGGAUGAUUAUGUCACCAAUCGUAAGCCAAUGAGGAUACGUAGUAAGAUGCCUCGUAUGCGAUCUAGCAUGAAAAAUCGUAUCGUGUGCCGAAGACUUUACUUGAUACCGUAUAAAUGGCGCACGGCUAUUAUCUCACUACAGUACUGUCAUUUCAUUAAUAUUAUUUCAUUCAUAAUAUUCAUUAAUAUUAAUAUCAUUAAUAUUCCAGGCUUCUGCCAUUGUUAAUUUAAACAAAUAUUAGAAUAAAAAUUUACUCGUAUUAUGAAACUGAGCCGUUCGAUGGUAUUUAACUAUCAACAUGCCAAAUAUUCCGAUCUUGCGUUAUUUGUUGCUAGCACUGGCAAUCAACGCGAGCAGUAACAUGGUAUGCUGGAGGUUGCCCCUGUGCAAAUCGGACGAAAACUCGUCUACUCCAAGCGAUGUCUCUUGCUGAACCAAGUAUAGAAAAUUCAAGUCUAUUAUAUGCUUUUGCCAUGAAGAAAAUAAACAUCUAUAGUUAUGCUGUAUUCGCAAAUCAAGUAUGUAUAAAUUGUUAUAAUAUUAAUAUUAUUAACAUACAACACGUUAAUUUAAUUUAAAUAUUUUUAUGAUUAUUACAUGUGCACUACAAUGUUUUAUAAUAAGUGUAUACAUAUAUAAUAAUAUAUCUAUUCAAGUCACACUUUUAUGAGAAUGA